UGAGACAUGUUUGACAAGAAACAGACAAAUCUCUGUCUCUCUCUCUAGUCUAUACAUUUAAAACACUUGACACAGGCACUACCAUUACCUUGAGAGAGUGUGAGUUAGAGAGAUAGAGGAUUUGAAAGAGAGAUUUGAAGAAGAAAAUGGAGAGUUCUACAGUACUGAGUCGACUCAUUUUAGUUUUAUUCAUUCUAGGGUUCGCAGUAACAGUAGCAGAAGCAAUCAGGGGUCAUCAAGAGAAAGAAAUGGUAAGAAGACCUGGGUUUAUGUACUCAAGGAUCAGAGGAAGGUGUACACCACAGUUUUGGAGCAGCAGAAGAGAGGCAUGGCCUAGGAUGGUCCCACAAACAUCAUCAGUGUCAAAGGUGUUCGGCUCAAGAGUCUAUGAACGAUACAGAACAGACUUAACAUUGUUAGAAGCAACAGAAAGGAAUGACGACAAAAACAACGCCUUUUCAAGUUUGUUGAAGCAAUCUAGUGCAGCACUUCUUAAUUCAUAUUCUAGAAAAGACUAUCCGUAUACGGCUUGGGAAGUAAAGACUGCAUUGAUUCAAGCUCUUGUCUCAGAGGAAGCAGCAAGUCUUCAAGCCCAAAGUUUCUCCCAUGCAAAUGAGGCCUGCACGUAGACUUAAGCAAACAUGCACAGUAUGGGAUUCAGGUGCUUAUAUAUAUGUUAGCAGCUAAAUUUUAGUCUGUCUUUUUCGUUAUAGUCAAUAUGAACUGAUGUUCUGUAGAUCUCGACUGUUUAGUUGUGUUUAAUAUCAAAAAGAAUGCCCUCUCCUGGGGUUUGAUUGUAAAAAUACCUUAAGGGAUGUAUCCUACUCUCUUUCUUAGCACAAGGCUUGUAACUGUGCUUUUAAUUUUUUAUUUUUUGAGAACAAAGACAUGUUUGUAGCAACGGUAUUGCUGCUUAA
Papaver somniferum (opium poppy) is the source of this 917-nucleotide messenger RNA. RefSeq lists its product as uncharacterized. Bases 147 to 629 code for a protein of 160 amino acids. The transcript is spliced from 2 exons. NCBI's taxonomy places the organism in Eukaryota, Viridiplantae, Streptophyta, Magnoliopsida, Ranunculales, Papaveraceae. The record is from RefSeq and is a predicted model, not a curated record.